Molecule: messenger RNA, 1490 nt
Organism: Carcharodon carcharias (great white shark)
Lineage: Eukaryota; Metazoa; Chordata; Chondrichthyes; Lamniformes; Lamnidae
Gene: ddo
Product: D-aspartate oxidase
Exons: 5
Coding region: 69-1100 (343 amino acids)
Molecular function (GO): D-amino-acid oxidase activity; FAD binding
Source: RefSeq, a predicted model, not a curated record
GCCCUGAGUCGGAAGGUCGGGCGAGCGAGCGUGCGUGCGGGCGGCAGGCACGGGAGGAACUUGGGACCAUGGACAAGAUCCGAAUUGCUGUGAUUGGAGCUGGUGUUGUGGGAUUAUCUACUGCCAUAUGUAUAGCGGAGUCUAUUCCAGGUUGCUCCGUUACAGUGAUUGCGGAAAAGUUCUCUCCACACACGACCAGUGAUGUAGCUGCAGGAAUCCUCAGCCCACACUUCUCUCCAGAGACACCAGUCGAUCGUCAGAAGCGCUGGUUUGAAGAUACAUUUGCUCACAUCUUCUCUAUUGCACAGUCAGCAGAAGCACCUGUUAUAGGUGUACAGUUCUUGUCGGGGUGGGAGAUAUUUAAAGAGCCUCCUAAGGAACGUAUCCCAUUCUGGGCUGACAGUGUGCUAGCAUUUCGGAUUAUGAAUGACAGUGACCUGAAGAGGUUUCCACAGGUCACAUUUGGCUGGACGUACACCACUUUGCUUUGCGAAUGUACCUACUACUUACCUUGGUUGGAGAAACGGUUAAAGAAUGCUGGUGGCCAAUUGCAGGCUGGGAAGAUCACGGAUUUCUGGGAGCUUGAUGGAAAAUAUGACAUUAUUGUGAACUGCUCAGGUAUUGGAGCCAGGGCACUUACUGGGGAUAUGAAAAUAUAUCCAGUAAGGGGCCAAAUCUUUAAAGUUCAUGCUCCUUGGCUGAAACACUUUGUCCGCUUAGGCAAUGAGAACACUUAUAUCUACCCAGGAAUCUCCAGCGUUACUCUGGGUGGAACAAGGCAGAAGGAUGAUUGGCAGAUGUCAGUUGACCCGUGUGACAGCAAGGCAAUUUUCGAGGCGUGCUGUGCUUAUGAACCAAGUCUCAAGCUCGCCCGUACAUUAUUUGAAGGAGUGGGCCUGAGGCCAACCAGAGCAGUGUUGAGGCUGGAAAAGGAGAAGCUGGAACGUGACGGGCGCCUGAUGCAAUUGGUGCACAAUUACGGCCACGGUGGGGCUGGUGUUUCCUUCCACUGGGGAACAGCGAAGGAAGCUGCCCAACUGGUGCAGGAGUGUGCAAUGGAACUGAGAUGUCGGCCCAUCCACAACAAGUGCAAACUGUAAACAGGAAGUCACUAAAUCACCUUUCUAUUAUGGCAACUUUGGUGUCAAAAUAAACAACAUAUCAGCAGAGGUAAUUCUGUCAAUGCCUGUAUUCCAGCUAAUAAAUCAUAAGUAUAAUCACAGAAUAUACAAUUUGGAAAACAAAUUCAUUUGGAAGAGUAUUCUGAGGAUGGCGUUAUGCAUGUUUCCACAGUAAUUCGGUGGUGUGUCUAAUUUGGGCAAUAAGCUGGAAAUGUACCAAACAAAUCCAUACAUCAGCAUCUUUAAUUUAGUCAUCAGUGAUUGUGUUUUUACUUUGUGAUCAGCACUUUAUGCAUUUCUAAUUUGUAUCUAUUGUCUUAAUGCGUCAUUGUUUUAAUGCCUGAUGUGGGAAUUUAACAAAAGUGUUAA